GCAGUGGCGUAGUGGAUAAGGUGGCGAGCGUAGUAUCGGGCAGACGUUCACGGGAGACUCUCCGCUACUAAGAAAUUUAAGCCCCAAUCACCUGGCUUGUUUUGAGGCCCGGAUACGAGAGAGCCAGCGUGUAGGGGGAGCAGACGGUAAUGGCAAGGUGCUGUGCCCCGUGGUGUGGGACGGCGUCACUUGCUGGCCGGCCACACCACCAAACACCACAGUCUUCCUUCCCUGCAUGGCCACCCUCAACGGAGUUUCAUAUGACACUACCAAGAACGUGAGCCGCGUGUGUGACCUGGAUGGGGAGUGGAAGCUGAGUGUCUACACUGCCUGUAUGCCUCUGCUGCCCGAUCGCGGUGGUGUGCAGCGUGCGGGAGACGUGGACAACUUAGCCACCCUCCACCAGCUUGGGUUCGGUCUCUCCGCAGCGGCCCUCACCAUCGGCCUGUAUAUCUUUAUUCGACUCAAGGACCUGCGGUGCUUGCGGAACACAUUACACAUAAACCUCAUGCUCACUUAUCUCAUGGUCGGUCUCACUUGGCUCCUGGCGGCGUCAGCGCAGAUGGUCGAGACGGAUGUUGGAGGCCCAAUAUUCUGCACCUUAUUCCUCUUCCACCUCCUGUUUCACGUCGCAAAUUUCUCGUGGAUGUUUGUGGAAGGUCUGUACCUCUACUUGCUGGUGCUCCGAGCCUUAUACGUGGAGAAGAUCAAGCUGCGGUUCUACCUCCUCAUCGGCUGGGGUGUGCCAGUGACGGUGACAGUGCUGUGGGCAUGCGCGAGGGUGGUGGAGGACAUACCUAGGCAGGACGAUGGCGGUGGUGGGUGGUGGGCGGCGUGGCAUCUGACAUGUCCGUGGGUGCAGGAGUCCACCCUAGAUUGGCUGCACCGCGCGCCAGUAUUGCUAGUGCUCGCCCUUAACACCUUUUUCCUCACACACGUCAUGCUGGCAAGUACCGCGCCCCUGAUGUCUCUUAGAGGUGUGUCCUCCUCCACACCCUCCCUGGUAGAUCUUGACCUGUACAAAGAGCAUUAA
This is a messenger RNA of Portunus trituberculatus (swimming crab), 1033 nucleotides long. RefSeq names its product diuretic hormone receptor-like. Lineage: Eukaryota; Metazoa; Arthropoda; Malacostraca; Decapoda; Portunidae. Gene Ontology annotation, cellular component: plasma membrane. Bases 236 to 1033 code for a protein of 265 amino acids. Gene Ontology annotation, biological process: cell surface receptor signaling pathway; adenylate cyclase-modulating G protein-coupled receptor signaling pathway. The record is from RefSeq and is a predicted model, not a curated record. Gene Ontology annotation, molecular function: peptide hormone binding; G protein-coupled peptide receptor activity; diuretic hormone receptor activity. The transcript has 9 exons.